Molecule: messenger RNA, 1644 nt
Organism: Pseudocercospora fijiensis CIRAD86
Lineage: Eukaryota; Fungi; Ascomycota; Dothideomycetes; Mycosphaerellales; Mycosphaerellaceae
Exons: 1
Coding region: 1-1644 (547 amino acids)
Biological process (GO): regulation of DNA-templated transcription; protein phosphorylation
Cellular component (GO): nucleus; Rpd3L-Expanded complex; Rpd3L complex
Molecular function (GO): ATP binding; protein kinase activity
Source: RefSeq, a predicted model, not a curated record
AUGGUCAAAUUACCGCAGCAUCACAUUCUUAGUUUCGUCUACGACAAUGAAGGAGGUUGUGCUCUCACGGCACUCGUACACGGAGUCCGCUUUCAUGUCAUAGUCGACCCGGCAGAACUCAAGGAUCGGUCCAAAGCAGGCAAGAAGAUUCGCAGACAAUACCUGCAGUUACUUCAGCAAGUCAAGGACGAGUCGCAGGAGGACUGCGGCUGCCAUGACACAUCACCACUUUUCGUCCAAGAAGAUGAGGACGAAGAUGGCGAUGAGUCGGACGACAAAGACAGUGGCAUCAGUAUGAGCGUGUCGUCCGAGGAAGACGUCGACCCAUCAGCACCGUCGACUGUGCAUCUCCAAACCUUCGUCCUCAAGCCUCUGGCAAAGCUAUUCUCCAGCAAAGCGCCAAAGCCGAAGUCGAAGCAUAGGUCAGUGCAAGACUGGUAUCACUGCGCAACACAUUUCUAUCAUCUGUAUCUGUCCAAUGGCAAGCUCCUGGCACAGGAAGAUGAGGAGACGGACGACACGAAAGAGCACAUCGACAGCACGAUUCCUGUCAUCAAGUUGCCAAGGUAUAUCCAGAAGCUUGACGUCCCUUCAUUCUCAGCGUCAGAUAUCACCGUACUCGAUGAAUGCGAAGGACCAGAUCCGGUGCCUCUACAUCCGACUCUCGUGAAGGUAGAUGGCAAAGAGUACUUCCUCAAGACUGUAGACGCAGCUCAACCAGGCCCGACUAAGCGCGAACUCCAAGUCAUGAAGAAAAUCGAAGACGAAGGUAUCCACAAUGAGAUCCGAGUUCCUCUUCUCCGAGGCUUGGUCCAUUUCGAUGGAGAUGGCGAAACAAAGAUGAUGGGCUUCUUGAUGGAUGCCAUCGCAGAUCCCACUCCUUUGACUAAAAUGCUGGACUCAAACGUGUCUCAAGAGAAACGCAUGAAAUGGGCAGAUGAUUCCGCACGAACGGUGGAUCUGCUGCACCAGCACAACAUCAUUUGGGGAGAUGCGAAGGGAGACAAUUUCAUGGUAGACAAGAAUGAUGAUUUGUGGAUUAUUGAUUUUGGAGGCUCAUACACUGAAGGCUGGGUCGAUCCAGAGUUGAAAGAUAGCGAAGACGGUGACAUUCAAGGUCUCAAUAAAGUCGUGAACGGACUUCACGAUCCCGACGAGAAUACAAUACAGGAUCCUGAGGAAGGAGAGCACGCAAAUGAUGGAGCCGAGGAAGAGGACAAGACCAAAGAUGGAGAAAAGAAGAGUGAAGAUCAGAGUGACAGAAAACGGUUACACGGCGUGAAGAGAAAACAUGAAAGCGAUCUCAAGAACAAUGAAGACGGUCCAUCAGCUAAGGAACGUAAGAUGCCCAAGGAUAAUCGCGGUGCGAACCAAGUGCAUGAUGCAAAGCCCAACGAGCAGGAGAUGUAUGAUGCGGAUGCUGAGGAUGACGAGCCGCUUUAUUGCUAUUGCAACAAGCCCGAAGGAGGAAGGAUGCUGGCGUGUGAUGACGAGAGGUGCAAGAAGCAGUGGUUUCACUUCGAAUGCGUGGGUAUCGAAGAAGCGCCCAAGGAGAAGAAGUGGUACUGUGAAGGUUGUCUCAUCGCAGAGGAAUGGAGAAGUAAUCACGGCGACACUCGAAAACAUGCGCCAAAGUCCUUAUAA